Messenger RNA from Clunio marinus, 270 nucleotides. The record is from the annotation of a GenBank genome assembly. NCBI's taxonomy places the organism in Eukaryota, Metazoa, Arthropoda, Insecta, Diptera, Chironomidae.
AUGACAAAUCUUAAGAAGCUUAGAAAGGUUGAAAAUUUAAUUAAAAUUAUUUCAGAACCUUUGGCUGCUUCAAUCGACUUUCAAUUGGAUCAUUUGACAACUUUAACGCUUCCUGCUGUGGUGUUUAUUAUAGGAAAGUUCGAGCAUCUAUCGGUCAUCAAAUUGUGGUUGGUUUUAGUCACAGUUGCCAGUUUCCUAAUUGGAUUCAUUGGUAAAACAUCAGGAUAUCGUCAUCUUAAAGCUCAUCACGAAGGCGACAAGUUGCCGUAA